Messenger RNA from Mercenaria mercenaria, 513 nucleotides. Its product is annotated as transmembrane protein 33-like. Gene Ontology annotation, biological process: endoplasmic reticulum tubular network organization; membrane organization. Gene Ontology annotation, cellular component: membrane; endoplasmic reticulum. Lineage: Eukaryota; Metazoa; Mollusca; Bivalvia; Venerida; Veneridae. The record is from RefSeq and is a predicted model, not a curated record. The coding region runs from base 118 to 498 and encodes 126 amino acids. The transcript has 4 exons.
GUUUUCUUUUUUCGUUGAGUUCAAUUCAGCAUUAUUCGCUCUUCAUCACAUUUUAACGAUUUGCAAAUUGCAAUUUACAUCUGAAUACAAGAAAACCAACGAGACUGAUAAAACAAAAUGGCCGAUUCCUCAGAGCAGAAUACAGCCAAUGGUGAUAAUGCUGCUGGUGGACCUCCACCACAACCACAACAACAGACCACUGUAUUGGGUCACAUGUUGAGUAACAAAGUGGAAGCAGGUUUAUGGUUGACAAGGGUGUUUACAGUUAUCAGCAGCAUUAUGUUUUUGUUGCCAGUAUUUGGUGGAAAUCCUUUCACACAUUAUCAGCGAGCUUUGAUCAGCAAUGCCGCCACAAGUGCCCUUCGACUUCACCAGAGACUGCCAAACUUCCAGUUUAGUCGAGCAUUUAUGUCGCUUCUGUUUGCUGAAGACAGUUGUCAUUAUAUGUUUUACAGCAUUAUCUUUCUGAACAGUUAUCCCAUUACCAGUAUCCUUUGAAUCUGUAUAUGACAA